AUGGCUAUUCCUAUGAUUUUCGUCCGUGGCUCAAACUACGAAGUAGGAUACCAAAUAGGGAAUACAUUCAAAUCCAGCAUACAAAAGACUAUUGACAUGGAUGCAGUCGAUAAUUAUAAGAUACCAAAUGUAGAAGAAAUCUACAAGGCUUAUUUAAAUACUGUGAAUUCCAUUUACCCUCAUUAUGUUGAUGAAGUACGAGGUAUAUCUGAUGGUGCUCAAGUCUCUUUCAAACAUUUAUUCCUGGGACUAAUCGGUCCCGAAUUAACGGCUCUUACUGGAAGACAUCCAUUUGAAGUUAACUCAAAUGCGGAAGGUUGUACAGACCUGGUGUUAAUCACAGAAACGCAGAAAAUCCUUUCUCAUUCAGAAGAUACGACCGGGGUAAUGUGUAGUGGUUAUAUUAUUCAAGCUGUAAUUUCACCGUCAAGAACCAAUUCCAAAGAAGAAAAGUUCACUGCAUACGUCGAUCCCGGCAUGUUACCUGGAAACACAUUUGGAUUUAAUACACAUGGCUUGAUAUUUACGGGCAAUAUGUUAUUUCAGAAAGAUAUAACAUGUAUUAAAUCAAUACCUCGUAAAUUUAUUACCAGGGCGCUGCUAUCAGCUACAAAUAUAGACGAUGCUGUUCAUAUCAUGGAACAGCUUCCAGGAGUAGCGUCUGGCUUUAAUAUAAAUGUUGGAUGCAUUGGCAAAGGUGACGAUAGUGCUAGAUUAUAUAGUAUUGAGAUUGCACAUUGCCCAACUGGAUCAAAAGUUGAUGUUCAAGAGUAUACAGGAUUUGAUUACCAUGUUAACAUGUACAAAAGGAUAGACACACUCCACUAUGUCGAUGAUAGUUCCAUUCACCGUAUGAGGCGAAUCGAUGAAAUGCCAACACCCAGCAAUAUAACGGAUAUCUUGAAUAUAAUGUCAGACGAAAAGGAUGUACUAUAUCCUAUAUUUCGUAAUGGAAAUCCUCCAGACUCGUAUGUUACUGCUAGUAUAGGCGUAUUUGACCUAAUCAAGAAAGAGUUGUAUGUAUUCAAAGAGAAACCUGACAAAUAUAACUACGUGCCUAUAUGUAUUAUAAGUCUUCAACCAAACAUGAAUGUUGUUACCUAA
Saccoglossus kowalevskii is the source of this 1104-nucleotide messenger RNA. Its product is annotated as beta-alanyl-dopamine/carcinine hydrolase-like. Lineage: Eukaryota; Metazoa; Hemichordata; Enteropneusta; Harrimaniidae. The record is from RefSeq and is a predicted model, not a curated record.